This is a messenger RNA of Lodderomyces orthopsilosis Co 90-125, 2058 nucleotides long. It is a transcript of the gene HAP42, whose product is annotated as Hap42p. Bases 1 to 2058 code for a protein of 685 amino acids. The record is from RefSeq and is a predicted model, not a curated record. Gene Ontology annotation, cellular component: nucleus. Lineage: Eukaryota; Fungi; Ascomycota; Pichiomycetes; Serinales; Debaryomycetaceae. Gene Ontology annotation, biological process: regulation of DNA-templated transcription. The transcript has a single exon.
AUGAAUGACAAGUCGACAUUGCGGAUGGAGGUAAAUCCAUCAGCAAAUGGAAACACAAAUAAGUCGUCUAGUGAGGGAGUUGAGCAGCGACCAAUAAACGGAAACUCGUUGCACCUGCAGAAUAGUCUCACUUCAGGAAACGCGGGCCAGGUGUCUGGAAAUCUGAUCCCUCCAAUCAAAUCGACAUCUACUAAUCAGCCCGAACAUUCAAAGCUAAUCCCGAACCAGUCACCAAAUCAAAUACAACUACAAGCACAAAAUAACCACAACAGUACAAAACCCAAAGGAAAACAUUUAGUGGUACCGUCAAAGCACCAAAAUGUACGGCAACACCCACUACAUAUCGCCCCCAAGUAUGCCAAAAUUCAGCCAGCAAUAGCACCAAAACCAUCAAGCUCAGUGCCAUUGACAACAAAGUUUAAUCCAAUACCUAGCAGUAAGUUCCAAAUACUGAUGAAAUCAUCAUUGACUCAAGAUGCCACUAACUUAAACACGUCCAAGAAAUGGAUACUACCUCCUAGGCCACGACCUGGCCGGAAACGAACUGGGACAGAGUGUGACAAAGUCACAAAGAACCAAACUAACGGAACAAAGAGGAAAAAUAAGCCAAAGUUGGAGACAAAUGGUAAAAAUGGUGAUCUAAAGGGAAAAAUAGAGCAUGGCACGGAGGGGAAAAGUUCUACGAUGGUUGCAACAACUACGAUGCCCACCAUCAAAAAAGAAGCCGAUACAGCACCUACAACGGCUGGCUUAUUAGGCUCAAAUAAAAAAGAAAUUGGUGAAUCGAGAGAACCCACGGCAAGUGAUAUAACGCAACCCUCUAUUAAUACUAUAAAAAGAGAAGAAAGAGUCAUACCCGUAGCAGCAACGAAGACAGCUGUUGAACCGGAGGUGAAACUAACUACACAGGAAACAAAUGGAGCUAACCCAGGUCCACAACCCAACACCAUACCGAAACAACUGUUACCGGCUCCGCCUCCACCACCCUCAACAAAAUCCGAAGACCCAAAAGUCCAAAUGACAGAAUUAAAGAUGUCCUACUUGUCAAAAUUAAAAGAGCAAGAGAUUAUAAGAAAUUAUGUUGAGGUGCUCACAAACCAAAUCAAAGAGUUGAGCUUUGUACAAAAUGGAGUCAUCACUUUUGAUGCUUUGAAAAAUACUACUAAAGUUGCAUCUAAUUCUCAGCGAAUAACGUCAACAUUAACCAAAUCCAAAUGUGACCAAUUGGACUCAAUCAACAAUUUGAAUGAUUUGAACAAAUUUUUAACUUAUCUUAGCAAAUCCUCAGAUAUAAUUAAGAGUGCUAAGCGACAGCCAGAUGAACACACAUCUAAUUCGGAUAACUUGAACCAACAAAUAGAUAACUAUGUACAAUUGAGAAACCGUUUUAAGAUGUUGAAUCAAGAGAACGGGAAAAAGGCAAACAAAAAGAAGAUGGGUAAGAGUCAACCUGACUCUUUAGAGAGUACAAAACCCAAAGCCUCCUCAUCAACAUCGGUAACUACACCAAAGCACACAAGCCCCAAAUCGCCAUUUACCCCGGAUUUGUUACGUCCUUUAAAUGCUUCAAACUUGUUUAACGAUCCCAAUUUAGAUAUGAUGGAAAUGGAUUUGCAAACAGAAACAAUUGAAGCAUCUCCAUCAACUGUGGGAAUUUUGGCCGAUAGCGAUAGAAUAAAAGCUACUGGUGAUAGCUUGACUAUAGAUUUUGAAGCGACAAAAUUUGGAGUUGAGAGUGAUGCUGGUAACGAUGGUGAGUUUUUCCAUGUUGAUGAACAUGAUUUUUUAAGUAAAUUGGCGUUGGAUGAUACAACACCAACAGAGGAGACGGAAAUGGGUGAAGUUGUGAUACACAAGCAUAAUGAAGAAAAAAAUGAUCCAGCUAUUAACGAACCAGCUAGACAAAAUGAAGAAAAUGGAACUGAAAUUACGAAACGAAAUCCUAUUACUAAUGAUAUAAUUAUGAAGAAAAAAGUGAAAUUCAAUUGUGGCUUCUGUACUAAUGACACACCGUGUCUUUGUUUUGAUUCGGAUUUGGAAAUUAGUCGAUUGGAUUAG